Messenger RNA from Oryzias melastigma (Indian medaka), 7339 nucleotides. RefSeq lists its product as uncharacterized. The transcript has 5 exons. The coding region runs from base 1275 to 5024 and encodes 1249 amino acids. Gene Ontology annotation, molecular function: nucleic acid binding; zinc ion binding. Gene Ontology annotation, cellular component: nucleus. Lineage: Eukaryota; Metazoa; Chordata; Actinopteri; Beloniformes; Adrianichthyidae. The record is from RefSeq and is a predicted model, not a curated record.
GGAGAAUUUGGUCUUAGCUCCAGUGUUUUCAAAUGGAGCAUCAGAUGGUUGUAUGAAUCAUCUUCACUGCAUUAGUGUUGUACAUGGUUAAAACAUCACUGUUGAUUAUUUUAAAUAAAUAAGAACAUGGUCCUUAAACCAGCCCUGUCCCCCCCCCCCUUAUAGAGCCCAAUUAACUUAAUAUUACUGACUUCUAAAACUGCAAAAUAUAAUCUUCACCCACAUGAUCAGAACCUCCUCAUAGUUCUGAAAAAUGUUCUAAAUGAGGAUUCAUGACUUUCUCUUUUUGUUUUCAUCCUGUGCAGAAAUGUUUUUUUUAUUUUUUUAUGUUGGCUAAAAUAUAAAAAUGAAAUGCUAACGUUCAUUUUUCUCCCAACAUUCUUUUUAAUAUCGUGGUAACCUGGGAUGAUUCCGAGCAUCUUUCCUUCUUUCUGUUUGACUCUUUCCUCUUACCAGUAGGUGGAGCUUGAUUCCUUUGGCUUGAGACAAAGAGAGAAGGAGAUGAUUAAAGAGAGAAGAAAGACAGCAAGAGGAGAGGCAGGGAUGAGAGGGAGGGAGGAGAGAGCAAGCGUCAGCACUCCGUGUGUUAAAAGGGCAGAUGGUAACCGCGGGUAACUGAGGAGCAAACCACUCUGCUGGCCACAGAACGAGGGAUCAGCAGAGGGAAAGAGGCAGGGAGGAGGAGAGGCAGCACAUGCAGCGCAGCAAAGGAGAGGGAUUCAGAGAGCAGGCUGCACGCCUGCUCCGACAACCAGGAGGAGACUCAACACUUUUACUCACUGACAAGACAACAGAGAGCCAAGAGAGACGAAGAGGGAGAGCUGGGACCGCAGGAGACCGGGAGACAGUGGGAGGCUGAGAGGAAAAAGUGUCCCCUGCCAACACUUAAGAGAUCCAGCAGGAAAACGAGGCAGGGAGAGCGGGAGGAGGAAGAUAUUUAGAGGAGCUGGAAGACUGAUCAAUAAGCAGCUGAGAUUUCAGGAAGAAUUUGGACUCCGGGAAAAGAGGACCAUCAAUGACAAGGAAAGAUUGAUGAAUGAGAGAUGGGGAGCUUAACAUCUAUAGAGACAUACUGACGAGUGAGGCGAAUUCAAGGGAGAAAAGAGGAGUGCGCAAAAGAAGUGGAGGGGAAAUAUUUACAAAAGGGAAAGAAACUUCUAAAACUUGGAGAAGACGUCGGAGCAGCUGAAAAAAAGUUCAACUCUUCUGCUCCCUUCUUCUUCCUCACAAAGCCCAGCAGCAAAGAGACUUCAACCAGAGGAAAGUUUGAUUCAAUGGCGUGCUACUACAUCGUGAUCAGCUCCACCCACCUCCGUGACGGACAGCUGAGGAGCAUCAAGGGGGUGUUCAGAGGACCAAUCGGAGCCAGUGGCCACAAAAGCACGGAGGAAGCAGACUCGCGCUUCUACUGUGAGCUCUGCAACAAGCAGUACAUGCGACAGCAGCAAUUCGACAACCACAUCAACUCCUACGACCACCACCACAAGCAGCGCUUGAAGGAGCUGAAGCAGAGGGAGUUUUACAGAGCGCUGGCCUGCAGGAGGCAGAGGAGGCGCAGGGGGAAGAGAGAAGAGAUAACACUGAAGAAGGCGCAUCACUACGAUGAGACGAGGACAGGAAAUUGUGCUCCAGGUUCUGGUCCCAUGUUCCGCUCUACCACUGUGGCGGUGGACCCAACCGAUCAGUCCAGACCGGACUUUCAGCAGAACUGGGCUAAUUCAUCCCCCAGCAGCGCCUCACUGGGAACAAAACCUCAGAGCCCAUUCCUGACUCUGGACCUGGCUCUGGAAACCAGGCUGCUUCACCCUGGGUGGACUUACCAACAAACGAAGGCAGACAACAAGAAUGGGGAUUCUGGCAUUGUCUACUGUGGCCAGCACCCAGCGGACCGUGACAUGGGCUCGGGUCACACCGGAACCAGCCCCUGUGCCUCCACUGCCACAGCCAGCCACUCCCUGUUCAACCAAACAGUCAUGACCAGCAACUGCAGAAAGCCCCCUGACACAAGUUCAGUAGACACUACCAUCAGCAGCAGGAUGCUCCUCCCAGGUGCCAGCAGGCUCCGCCCCGUCUCUUUCUCCCUGCCCAAACGAAGCACUGUCCUGCUGCACCAGGCAGCCGCCAUCUUCAUGCAGCCUGGACUAGUUUCAAAUUUAUCAGGGAAACCCGGACCUGCGACCACAGCCAAAGGACCCUCAAGCCUGGGGGGUGGAGGAACCGAUGUGGGGCUUAAAUGUCUAGUAGCAACAAAAACUGCAGGUGUGAAUCAUUUCAAUGCAGAAUACUGCCAGAGUGAGGACUCUAAAGCUCAGAGCGGGCCUGCCAGAGCCUCCAUUGCUGUGGGACAGUCCCAUGUUACGUGUUUGGAAGACACAUUACAUGGGACUGGAGCCCAUCUCUCCCUCUUUGAGGGAGGUGGGACUGACGCUGAUGGGAGCCCAUUAAAGAGAGGCACGCAGGUUUCUGAUGGUGGGAGAUCCCAUUCUGCACUGGGAGUCAGUUUGGACUGUCAGAUAGGUGCCAAACCAAAGCCACUUAGGUCAGAUGUCAAUCCACAAACCUCCCACUCUGGUGUUCUUCCACAUCCAGCUGAUGCCCAAAGAACAUGCUACUCUGCAUCUGCCCCUCCAACUCGCUCCAAGGAGCCUUUCUGCCCUGUCUUGAGCCGUGAUUGUAGCAGGGUUUUUCUCUGGCCAACCGAGAUGAUCAACUACACCAAGAACUCCCCCCCCAUUUCGUACAGUGUCAACCCUCUACUGUAUGACUUCAGAGCACAUAGCAAGGCCAAAUAUGAUAGGGCUGGGAAAGGAGCCGGAGCACAGGGAGGGGGGCAGAGAAUGAAGCCUUCUGACUGCCAAAGGAGGCGAGGAGACGAGGACGGGGGAGGAGAGGGAAAGAUGGAUGAAGGGGAGGAGGAGGGAAGAGAAUCAGGAAGUCCUGAGGACAGGUGUGGUGCCACCACCUCCACUCUGGAGGGGUCAGGCUGCCCCCAUCAAUGCCCUAUGAAAUGUGUUCCCAUCGCUCCUGAGUGCCUCACUGUAACCACAUCAGGCCAUCAAAAAUCCCAAUGGAGGAGGAGGGGGAAGAAGAAGAGGGAUGGAGGCAAGAGAGGAAUGAGGAGGAGAGGGAGGAGGAAAAGUAGGAGAACAGGCAGCAGAACAGGCUCUGAAAGGGGACGGAGGAGUGUGGGUGCAGAUGAGAUGUUUGAAGUAAAAAGAGAUGAGGGAGUGAGAAGAAAGAGUCCCCCUACAGAGGAGAGGAGAGAAAAGGAGCACAGUAAUCUUUCUGAAAAUCUACUGGUGGGAAGAAAAGAAAAGAACAUGAGGGGGGUGGAGGAAAGGAUAAAAGGAGAUCAGACGGACCGAGAGGGGCCAGGCUGGAAUGACAAGAAGAAGGGCGAGCUAUUAAGUAAUCUUGCAGUGAGCGGGUGUAAUCGCUGGAACCAGCUGUGUCUGCAGGUGGAAAUGGAUCAGGCACAGCAAUCAGCCUCAGGGUGGGGCCAAGGGCUCAGAAAGCUCCUCUGCGGGGGCACAGAAUGUAGCUCAGUGAUUAGCCCUGUCCACAAGCCUGUGGUACAGAUGCCAUGCUGUCCUGCAAUUACAUCUGGCCCUUCCGAGAAAGCCGCAGAAAACGGAGAAAGAAAUGCCAAAGCGGACAAGGAGGACGAGGAGCAGAGGAAUCUGAGGAAGACCCAGAUAAGAGCUGUGCGGGAUACCCAAGAACAAGUCUGCAAACCACUGAUUAGUUGUGUUACUUUUACCCGUCAGGACUCAGCUCACCGGAGGGAAAUGAAUUUUCUUCCUGAACGUUACAGAGCAGCAGAGUGCGAUCCAGCGAUUACCCCUGUCCCUUCUUCUUUAACAGAAACAGACUGUAAUCAAAGACAAACAAUAACUGCAGGACAUGGCGCCCCCUCCUGCCGCUUUGCACAACAGAAAGAAACGGAGCCGAGGAUUAGAGCGGCAGACAUUAUCCUCCCCAGUGAGGAGGCUUCAGAGACGUGCCACAGGGUAGCAGCCACCAAGAGGGUGGGGGCCCAGCAGGAGUCAGCAACGCCGAGGAAGAAGAGGAGAAGAGGAAGGAGACAGACAAGGAGAGCUGCUGUUCCAGAGCAGGCUGCUGGUUUCAUAUCGGACCUCAGUGAGCCAGAGUCUUCUCCAGACCACGUUCAGACUCCAGGUUUAAACAUCUUUUACACAAAUGACAGCGCCUCCGCAGGCCUGGAGGGGGGCAACUGUUCCUGCAACAGUCUCAUAGAGCAGAGUCAGGGGGGAGGGACGACUGAACCCAAUGAUGGAUGUCACAAACUCCUCACACCGGUUUCCAAUGCAGUACACUGGAGCACAGCAGCUGCUUCUAACAGAGGGAAGGAUUUCACCGACUCAACGGACGGACAGCCUGUCAAUCUGACCAAUACACUCUCUGACUUCACGUCUGGGGGGGUCAGUCAGGAUGCCAGGUACGUCUGGAGCAAUGACCACGGAACUAAAGCAGAACCUGUUGAAAAGAGUGUGGAGAGGUGGGGAGAUAAGGAGGAAGACAGGAGGCGUGUAAAGGGGAGACAAGAGGAGCGGUUCAGAGAGACUAAGAAGGAGAAGAUAGAAAGGGAAAGGAAGAAGGAAGUAGAGUUUGAGCAUCUUUUUACAGAGAAGACGUCCUCGUUUCCUCAUCACCUCCCUCAGCAGUGCAUCCCUCUCAAUGCUCCUCUCCUUUUUCAAACACCUUUCUCUUCUCCUUCCUCUUUCUCCUUCCAUCACACCAUAAUCCAGCAUAAUUUCUCCCUUCUUCCACCUCCAUCCCCCCUCCCUGCUCUCUCCUAUCCUCACAUUCUUCCCUCCUUCUCUCCUCUUACUCUUGACCCACCUCCUGCUGCUCCUCCUCCUCCUUCCUCUGUCUUUACAUCUCUCCCCUUUCCUCUUCUGGAUCAUCCUGCUCCUUAUCCUUUUAUGCAAGCCUUUCACCCUGUUUCUGGUCAUCCCCCAUCCCCAUAUCCUCCUCUCCUGCCCCUACGGGUGCUGUUCUGAGAGUAACACCAGCUGAUGCUCCCAAAAAAACCUCCAUCCGCAUUUCUACUCAUCAGAGAACUGUUUAGAAACAGAAGUGACGGUCCAAACUUCCCAGCUUCAAAAAAUGUUGGCUAAUUAUCCUCAUCAGCUGUAAUCCGGCUGUAGAUGAGGCUCAGGUGUACAGGCGCUGGAUCACAGUGGGGACACACAGCUGGCUCUGUUUCUCCCACAAAUCUUUUUUUAGUUGAAAUUUGCACCCAUGAUUGCCUGCAAGGCAUGCUGGGGGUUUUCUGUGCUUAAAGAAGUGACAUCUCAUCACAAAACACAGGCUGUCUGCUGCACUUAAGUUUACAUUUCUUCACUGGACAACAACUGUGUCUCCAGCUCCUGAUUCUCAGGCAAACAUGCAGAGCUAUGUCUCAUUGAAACACAGCGUCUGGAAAGCCUGUAGUUGUGGGAUGACUUGUCAAAGAAGAGAAAUCGUUUCCAUGUAGAAGAUGGAUUUAGAUUUUUGCACACAGAGAAAUAGCAUCCUUUACUCUUUGGGUCUCUCAUUUAGGCUUUCUCUACUGUAGAUGAAACUGACAGAGCAUAGCAGUUACAUCCUAGUACUGUCCUCCGUACAUUAAAACAGUUUUUCUUCAAAAGAAUUGUAAACAAUCAAAAAAGAGCAAAACAAUCUAGUUUACUGAUGUGAAUUUGGUAUUAGUAGUCACUGUGAAUCACUUUCUUCACAUUUCUGCUUUUAUUGAUCCUUAUAUCAAAUAACUAAGAAUGAUUUUAACCAGAAUAAACAAGAUUUAAAAAAAAAUAACAGAAAGUUUUCGUCUUUUGUCACCAAACUUCUUAAGCGAUACGGUUGUGGACUGAAGCAGGUUGUUUCUGAUGUCUGAUCUGUGAACCUGAUAACAGUCUCAGCUGGUGAGAUUCUCCUCCAUGUUGAUUUUGCACUCGACCUGCUAAUCAUAUCAACAACAUGUUACUGGUCAAAGCUGAGUCUGCGAUUGGUUAACACGAUACAUCUUCUUUGUCAAAGUUCUCAACGCUCGAAAUCUGCGCCUGCCAGAUGUCAGCGUAGUCCCCGAAGCUUAAAACGUGCCGUAGAUCAUGUCGGGGCAUUGACUUAACAAAUCAUGUUCAAUGUGAACCCAGCGAUCCUGUUUGGAUCUGUUGUAAAAGUGUUCCCAGAGGUCCUUUAGUAAUGAAUAAGUCAAAAAUAAACCAAAAUCAAAAACCUUCUAGGGCUUCGUUUCUACAGAGCAGCAGGAGUUCAUCACCUCUGAAUUUAGACUGUUGGUGCGGAGUAAGCCUGCCCUCUUUUUCAUCAGUCAUAAGUUUCCUUCUCCCCUGCUAGCUUACAGCCCCUCACAAUCCCAAGCUAACAUUAGCGGUACAACAAAAAUGGUUAGUAAUAUCAUUUCUAUCCAGCCGUACAGUUCUGAUCCAGAUUCCAGCUCAGACGAGGAAAACAAAGACGUUCAUGGAUCUAUUUGUCUGGUAGUGGAUGAUCAGAAUGGAGUGGAGCAGGGAGCUUGUGGUUCCCACUGUAGCAUCUGGGUCACAAAUACCAAUUUCAUCUGCUCCUGAUUUACAAUGAUUUGAGUAAAUAAAUUAUCAGAAAAGCAAUUUUAAGCAUUAUUUUCCAUGUUCUUCAUCAUGGGAAAAAUUCCAUCAGUUUAUCUUUAAAACACAAAAACAUUUUCCUUGGAGUGGGUCUUUAAGGAUGUUUUUCUUCUUUGUUUUUUCAUUUUUUGAUUGCUUCAUCCCAGCUCUGCAGCUGAUUUUGGCUCUGGGUCUGUUAUAAAGCAACACCAAUGCCCCCCCGCCCCCCCCCAUGCUGUCAGUCAAACAAGAAGAUCCGUCCUCUUCUACGGUGAGGAUGUAGAGAUGCGGCACCUCCGCUGGAACGUCUGGCUUCAUGUGAGCAGAUUAUUUUGCUGAGACGAAAUAAUCCCACGUUCCAAUUCCAAAUCAUAGGCAGACAUAUUUUAAAUAAGAGCAAGCGUGCACCCCAAUCACCAAACACCCACAGCAGAGCCCCCACAUCCACAGACUGACUGUUUGCACACAGAUGAUGACGCGUACAUUUAAAUUCUGAGGUUUGUUUUGAGAUGAGCACAGUGCUUCUUUAAUGUAUUUUUGUAGAUAACCUCAGAUGAUAGGGGUUGUUUUUAUAUCAUGUGUGUCACUAAUCCUUCCUUCAUGUCAAAGGUUUGCAGACUGAGAAGACUGUGUGUAACCUGGACAAACAUCUGCAUAGAUUCUGUCUCUGUUAAUGUAAUUGAUGAGGUCAUCCAUCUUGAGAAAUUAAAAAUAAAGUAGAAUUUCUGACA